Messenger RNA from Talaromyces stipitatus ATCC 10500, 1818 nucleotides. RefSeq names its product C2 domain protein. Gene Ontology annotation, biological process: positive regulation of gene expression. The coding region runs from base 1 to 1818 and encodes 605 amino acids. NCBI's taxonomy places the organism in Eukaryota, Fungi, Ascomycota, Eurotiomycetes, Eurotiales, Trichocomaceae. The transcript has 2 exons. The record is from RefSeq and is a predicted model, not a curated record.
AUGGGUACUGAGGUCGCGCCAGAAGUGCAGCGACAACAUAUGAUCGAGCGCUAUGGUCCCAAAUUCGUCGAGAAAACAGAAAAGGCGCAUGACAAAGCCCUAGCAUUCAGACCUGCCGACCACCACGACAAGGCUGAAGAGAACAAUCCUCCUGGAGGGUUCGAUGAUACUCCAUUCCCACAUGCUCCGCCCGGCUAUACACUGAAAUUCACGUUUCAUCGAGCCAAUAACUUACCCGCAGCCGACUUUGGUACCUUAUCGUCCGAUCCCUUCGUGCACGCUGAAUUGAAGACCGAUCUCCCGAAACGACACAAGCAAGAUCCCAAUCUCAUCUUUCGGACGCCUACUAUAAGAAGAAACGUCAACCCGGUGUGGGAUGCGGAAUGGAUUGUUGCAAAUGUGCCUGCGUCCGGAUUUCAUCUCAAAUGCCGAGUCUAUGAUGAAGAUCCGGCAGACCAUGACGACAAGUUGGGAAACGCCCACGUGGUGGUAGAUCGCAUAACAGAUGACUGGGCAGGAAUCAAGGAGGGCGCCUAUCAUUUAAAGAAACGCGCCGGUAGCAAAAGAGCCUAUAUGGUGAGAACGGUCGUGGCGGCUUUAUCUGCUUCACGGGACUUGAACGCAGAGCUUAUCGUUAGUGUCGAGUGGCUGGGGCGGACAGAAUCUGAUAACGGUGCAUAUAUAUAUACAGUUGGGCCGAUAUACUGGUUCAAGCACUUCUCACCUUUGAUUGGAAGGCUUUUGGGAACCUCUGGGACAUCAGAGAAUCAAAAUGCUGAGGGAAAGACAACUCCAUAUAACUUCCAAGCAAUCGAAAUCCAACUCGAGGGUCCCGUACCUGAUGAUUUGUAUCAUCGAUAUGUCGAGUUCAAGCCAUUUGUGGCAGGGAUGUUCACCUCCCACAGUCUCCGUGGACGCAUUUUGAACCGUGCCUUGCAUCACCAACAUGCGCGGAUUUACAACUUUGAUCGCAGUACCAUGAAUGGGACAUUCCCUGGCCCGUGUACGGAACUGACCAAGCUCUUCCUGGACUUUGUCGAUCACGGUCGUGGGGGGCGUAUUUUUACCUAUAUCCUGACUCUGGAUGGCCAGCUUCGAUUCACAGAGACUGGUAAAGAAUUCGGCAUUGACUUGCUGAGUAAACAUACUAUGCACAGUGACGUUUCUAUUUACGUUGCCUUUUCCGGAGAAUUCUUUGUGCGACCCAGCAAAAAACAUCGUCGAUUUCGAGAAUCUAUAACUUCUAUUUCCAGCAGCCGCCCGAGAACUAGUGAAAGCGGCACGGAACUAGGAUCAGAUGAAGUCGACGUGACAGAAAAAGAUCAGGAUGACUGCUCGGCUUAUGAAUUGAUUAUCGACAAUGACAGUGGUACAUACCGACCGAAUGCUGAGAAGCUUCCGCUUCUACGUGAAUUCUUGUCCAAGAACUUCCCCGGCCUUCAGAUCACGACGCUUGACUGCCAAAAGGACGCGGAACGGAUGAACCGUCUUAAAGAGCAACGAAGAGCCGAGAAACAACGCGCUCGAGGCAACAUGGUUUAUACGCAGCAAGUGAAUGGCUCUUCGUCAUCACUGUCCAGUUCCGAUGAGCAAGACCUGCUCGAGCGGGCGGGACAGGCAACUGGCACUGAGUCUGGUAAGCACCAUAUACAUGACUUGAAGGACGUUAAAAGCAAAUUCCGGGACUGGAUCGAAGCGGAUGGGACUGUCGACGGGCAUGCUAAGGCAACAUCAAAUGAAAAGCCACCUCACAACGAAAACACAAACGGAGAGGCGUCAAAUGAUAGCACGGCCAAGGCAGCAGCGGCUGAGGCAUGA